AUGCAGCGGCCCCUUCACAGGAAAGUCGAAGCAGGCGGCGCGAUGGCGCCACAACCGGGUUCCUCGGCGGUGGCUGUCGAUGUAGCCUGUCGAUCAUUGGAUAUGCCGCGCCACCGAAGAUCUUAUAAGCACAAGGACUUGAUCCUAUCUCUGACGGAUGACGCUUCCUCGAAACCGAUAGACAGCCACCGCUCCAAGCUGCUUUCGGUACCGCGCUCACGGAAAGACCACGCCAUCUCUUCCUCCUGGAUCGACAUCAAGAUGGGCCGGCUAACAGAGACAUCAUCAGCAGACUCGAUGCUAGAGCAGCGAGCUUCGACAGGCGCCAUCGGCCAGUCGGGCAUCAACACACCAUCUCAGCAGAGCACACAUACGCUUCGCAAAUGGCUCAGUCUCUCGACACUUGUCCUCUUCACGACUGCCACUAGCAUCGUCUCGCAACGAUCAAGAAGCGUCGGGCCAGACAAGCAGUACUCGAUUGCAACGUCUGUCUUCCUGUCUGAGCUUCUCAAGUUCCUUUUGGGCUUCGCACUCGCCACGGUCGCGAGAGAUCCGUCUCCAACAUCAGACACUGCUCGACUACCCCUCUUCUCAGCGGACGACCCGGAGGGAUCAGAGAAGCUUGCUCGCGAGGCGCAAAGCUCACGGCUCGCAGCCGCGCCACCGAGUCUGUGGGCCAAGGCGCGAAGGGCAUGGAACGAGGUCUACUGCGCUUCGACAUGGAUGAUGGGUGUUCCGGCGCUCAUCUACGUGUGCCAAAACAUGCUUCAGCUCGCUGCCAACUCGCAUCUGAGCCCGGUGGCGUACCAGGGACUGUCGCAGCUCAAACUCAUCACGGCGGCGCUCAUCAGCGUGUUUGUGUUUGGCAGGCCGCUGUCGAAGCGUCAAUGGACGUGCCUGCCCGUACUGCUGCUGGGUGUGGUCUUUCUCACGCAAAAGAAGGCGCCAUCACACGAGGAGGUGGCCGAGGCAGCAAGCUUGCUGCGGGAAGUGCCGACGGACUCGCCGUUUGGGCGAAAGGUGGGGAGCAGCAGCACUUCGCUUUCGACGAAUCUGAUGGCGCAGGCAGCCUCGAUGCUGCUCGAGGACGCGAGUGCGCAGCUGGCGAUCGGAACGGCGUGCGUGGUGCUGGCGUGCGUGUGCGGCAGCUUUGCGGGCGUGUACAUCGAGACGAAGCUCAAGUCGAGCAUGUCGGUGGCUCUGUCGGUGCGCAAUGCGCAGCUGGCUUCGUUCGCGCUCGUCACGGCAGGAGUGGCGGUGGUGCUCGAGAUGAUGCAGAAGGGCGAAUGGGCGCCGCUGCGCAACUUUUCCACACUCGCUUGGAUCACGGUGCUUCUGCGCGGAGGCAGUGGCUACGUGGUGUCGGCAACGCUGCGGUAUGCCGACACCAUCAUGAAGGGAUUCGCUACGAGCAUGGCCAUCAUCACGACGAUCGCGUUGGAGAGCCUGCUGAGCUCGCGACUGCCAACGCUGGCCCAGCUGACGGGCGGCGCACUGGUGAUGGCGAGCACGUACAACUAUGUGCGCCUCAGCGCCACCGCCAAGGAGUGA
Molecule: messenger RNA, 1551 nt
Organism: Moesziomyces antarcticus
Lineage: Eukaryota; Fungi; Basidiomycota; Ustilaginomycetes; Ustilaginales; Ustilaginaceae
Product: nucleotide-sugar transporter
Exons: 1
Coding region: 1-1551 (516 amino acids)
Biological process (GO): pyrimidine nucleotide-sugar transmembrane transport
Cellular component (GO): Golgi membrane
Molecular function (GO): UDP-galactose transmembrane transporter activity
Source: RefSeq, a predicted model, not a curated record